Molecule: messenger RNA, 705 nt
Organism: Aspergillus bombycis
Lineage: Eukaryota; Fungi; Ascomycota; Eurotiomycetes; Eurotiales; Aspergillaceae
Product: GNAT family N-acetyltransferase
Exons: 2
Coding region: 1-705 (234 amino acids)
Molecular function (GO): acyltransferase activity, transferring groups other than amino-acyl groups
Source: RefSeq, a predicted model, not a curated record
AUGACAACUUGGACGAUUGAGCCCUGUUCCGUCAAUGACGCCGCCGCUCUGGCGCGUAACAACAUGGCGGCCUUCUGGGAGGAUCCAAACUGGGUUAUCCUGUGGCCGAAAGACAUGAAACGGGAGUUUAUUAUCGAGCAAGCGACAAAGCGUCAGCCGCGUAAUCUUCUGCGCGACCGGGAGAAAGUGCGGCAUCAGCAAGCCGUAGACCCCGUUACCGGUGCUGCGGUUGGUUACGCGCGCUGGAUACUUCCAUCCGGACAUUAUAUCGCAGGGGAUGGCAGUCCAGAGUGGGCCGAGGCACAGGUACCAGAUGUCGGUGAGGAUGAGAAAAAGAAACACCAGGAGUUGGCUGAAUCGGCUUGGUGGAGUCCAAGAGAGGAUAUGGAUAGCCUCGAUGAUAAGAACCAUGUUGUAAUGGACCGCAUCUUGGCGGAGAAACCGUACAUCAAGCUCGACUAUCUGGCAGUUCACCCAGAGAACAAGGGAAAGGGCAUUGGCACGGCGCUUGUUGCCAGCGGGAUAAAGUAUGCUGAGCAGGCUGGAGUACCCAUUUUUACCAUGGCUUUCAAAGCAGGACGCGGGAUUUACGCGCGACUUGGAUUUCAGGAAGUCGAUCGAGUUAUUCAGGAUGAUUCGAUGUAUGGUGGUCCUGGUGAAUACGCAGCGUACUUCAUGGUAUACGAUGUCCCUAGGAAUAUGUGA